Messenger RNA from Dendronephthya gigantea, 1604 nucleotides. RefSeq lists its product as uncharacterized. The transcript is spliced from 8 exons. The record is from RefSeq and is a predicted model, not a curated record. NCBI's taxonomy places the organism in Eukaryota, Metazoa, Cnidaria, Anthozoa, Malacalcyonacea, Nephtheidae. Bases 166 to 1380 code for a protein of 404 amino acids.
CAGAAGAUGAGCCUUGAGAAGAAAGAAAUAAGGAAGAGCAUUGAAGGCGAGUUUCAUUGUGGGACAAGUGUGCGACAACGAAAGAACGACAGCUGGAAUUUGUGAGUUACCAAUCAGUGGAGACCAUUUUCCAGACGUUGAGAGAAAUCUUUGUCAUCGUCGAAAAUGAUCAUCUUCUUCGCCUUAUCGAGUUUUAUCCUCCUGGCUGAGAUUGCAAUUCCUGCUGAGUCGCUUUGUGGUUGUCGCGUCCCAUUCAAAGUUGUUGGAUGUAAAAAGGACAAACGUAAUGACCGGGCUCUACCAGAGAUGUUGAUCAAUGAGAGAGAUAGAUACAGUAGCAGCUACAAUGGUUUUGAUGUUGACUGGAUGAAUUGGGAUGAAUAUUUACCUGCUUUUACAUGUCGCUGUGCUGAGGCAGCCAUGAAGAAAGGAUAUAAAUAUUUUUCACUGCAGUUCUGGGGGGAAUGUUGGAGUGGCCCGUCACCAGCAGCGGACAAAGGAAUUAUGAAACAUGCAUGGGGGAAGGAAUGCUAUGGUCCCCAGUAUAAGGAAUGUGACAGUAAAUCAAACAACUGUGUUGGAGCUGAAAACCACAACUUUAUAUAUGAAAUACACCCUUACAAGUGUCCAGUUAAAUUUGAGCGCUUGGGUUGCUACAGGGAUGGAAAGCAGAAGAAUACAAAUGAUCGUCCAUUAAGUGACUACCUUCUUACCGAUCGGGAUAAACGGCAUUCUGUGUCCAGUGGUAGAGAUAUCGACUGGUAUAAUUAUGAUACUUACCUACCACAACUGGCAUGUCGCUGUGCAAUGAAGACAGUUGAAGAAGGAUGGGACACUUUUGGCUUGCAGUAUUAUGGUGAAUGCUGGUCUGGAGAACGUGGCAAUGUAACUUAUUACCAAGAUGGUGAAACAUCAACUUGUAAGAACAAAUGUUUCGAAACUUGUACGAAAUAUGAUUCAUUCUGCAUUGGAGAACAAAAUACGAACUACGUUUAUCGUAUAACUGGAGACGUGUGUGAGAUUCCUUACAACGCAACUGGCUGUUACAAUGAAAUUGAAGCUCAACGAGCUCUUCCCGAACUCAUUCUCGAUGAUGUGAAUCCAGCAAGUCCGAAGUUCAUGGGAAUUAUCUCCACAGACUUCAGUGAUUGGGAAGAAUACAUGAAAGGUUUCGUAUGUCGUUGCGCAAGGAAAGUGCUGGAGAAAGGAUACAACACAUUUGGAAUCUCCAACGGAGGUCAGUGUUACAGCGGACCCACAGCUGAAACAACUUAUAAUAAACAUGGAGAAAGUGACGAAUGUUUUCACAACGGUACAAUUGCGUGUUCAUCUGGCAUUUGUGCUGGUGGCAAGGAAACAACCUACGUUUACCAACUUUAAGAUGAAACAAAAUAUUGUGCGAGACUGUGAGGAAAUCACUAGUACAUUUAUAAUGUGUUGUUAUAUAAGGCCCUUAUGUAAGUGUGAGUGAUGUGUUUGAACAAUAAUUAUCUUUGAGACAGUUGAGAAAUUUGAAGGUUUCUUGCUAACAAGUUAAAGUUUCGACUGAAACAAGAUCUAGUGUGAAAUUGUAUACUUAAAAGAAAUAGAAAAAAAACGUCUGA